Colletotrichum higginsianum IMI 349063 is the source of this 2337-nucleotide messenger RNA. RefSeq names its product Pre-mRNA-splicing factor cef-1. Gene Ontology annotation, cellular component: spliceosomal complex; Prp19 complex. Lineage: Eukaryota; Fungi; Ascomycota; Sordariomycetes; Glomerellales; Glomerellaceae. Bases 1 to 2337 code for a protein of 778 amino acids. The record is from RefSeq and is a predicted model, not a curated record. The transcript is spliced from 2 exons. Gene Ontology annotation, biological process: mRNA splicing, via spliceosome.
AUGGGUGUCGUCAAGGGAGGCGUCUGGACCAACAUCGAGGAUGAAAUCCUCAAGGCCUCCGUUUCCAAGUAUGGCCUGAACCAGUGGGCGCGUGUCUCGUCGCUGCUCGCCCGCAAGACCCCGAAGCAAUGCAAGGCCAGAUGGAACGAGUGGUUGGAUCCGAGCAUCAAGAAGACGGAAUGGAGCAAAGAAGAAGACGAAAAGCUCCUCCACCUCGCCAAGCUCAUGCCCACCCAAUGGCGCACCAUCGCACCCGCCGUCGGCCGAACCGCCAACCAAUGCCUCGAACGAUACCAGAAGCUCCUCGACGAAGCAGAAGCCAGGGAGGCCGGCCAGUUGGGCCUCACAGGCAUAGACGGAGGCGAGGCAUCCGCGCCUAGCGCCGACGAUGUUAGAAGAUUGCGCCCCGGCGAAGUCGAUCCGGACCCCGAAAGCAAGCCGGCCCGACCCGAUACGAUCGAUCUCGACGAAGAUGAAAAAGAGAUGCUGAGCGAAGCGAGAGCACGUCUCGCAAACACACAAGGAAAGAAAGCGAAGAGAAAGGCUAGAGAACGUCAGCAGGAGGAGUCGCGCCGCUUGGCCGCCCUCCAGAAGCGCCGUGAGCUCAAGACGGCCGGCAUCAACAUCAAGGUCGUCACACGCAAGAAGGGCCAGAUGGACUACAACGCCGACAUCCCCUUUGAGAGAAAGGCCGCCCCGGGCUUCUACGACACCGUCGAAGAGCAGGUCCGCAACGAGCACCAACGCGAGGCGUUCGACCCGAGAAAACAGCAGAUUGCAAGCAAGCGCAAGGGCGAUGGCGACGACGACGGCGAGAGCAAGAGGAGGAAGAAGGAAAAGGAUGCGCCCUCAGCAUCGUUCCAAGCCGCCGUGAAGGCCGGCCAGAUGCAGAAGAUCCGAGAGGCCGAGCAGAGCAGCAAAAGAAGGGCGCUGAACCUGCCAGCUCCCCAGGUGAGCGAGGGCGAAUUGGAGGAAAUCGUCAAGAUGGGCAUGAUGGGCGAGAGGGCAAGCAUGAUGGCGCGCGAAAGCGACAACGAUGCGACGCGGGGACUAAUCAGCGAAUACUCGACCUUGAACAACAGCGCGCCAAUUCGAACCCCACGAGCCCCUGCCCAAGAAGACCACAUCGCCAACGAGAUCCGGAACAUCAGAGCCUUGACAAACACCCAGUCCUCAUUGCUAGGCGGAGAGAACACGCCUCUGCACGAAGGAUCCGAGUCGACCGGGUUUGACGGUGUCGCCCCUCGCAAGCAAGUCGUCGCAACACCGAACCCUCUGGCGACUCCCAUGCAUGCCAAUGGUGUCGGCCAGACUCCCGCACGUGUUGGACAGACUCCGAUGAGGACACCUCGCGACAGCUUUGCCUUGAACGCCGAUGGGACCCAGGCCCUCGUCUCGGCGACACCCCAAGAAGUCAAACUGCGACAGAUGGCGCUGCGCAGCCAACUCAAGCAAGGCCUAGCGUCUCUGCCCAAGCCCAAAGACACCGAAUGGGAGCUUGAGCUUCCCGAAGACCAACGGGAGGUGGCCGCGAACGAGGACAUGCUCAUGGAAGAUGCCGGUGAAAGGGAUCGCCGGGAACGCGAGUUCAGGGCAGCCCAGGAAGCUCUGGAAGCGCGGAGGCGGACACAAGUCAUGCAGAGACAGUUGCCCCGGCCGGUCAAAGUCGACGUGUCCGCACUGUUGUCAAGUGCCGAAACCAUUCAGGACACCGCCAAGUCGCUCAUCGCUAGAGAAGCUGCCGCGCUGGUCGCCAACGAUGCUGCCAAGUAUCCUUUGCCCGGGUCUAAAGUCAGCGGGAUCGCCCCUCGUUUGGACACCAUCAGCGACGAUGACUUGGCCGAGGCACGCCUUCAGAUCCUGUCCGAGACAAAGCCGAAACCUUCUGCGGCCGAGAUCCAAGCUUCAUUCGAGGGCCGCAGCAAGAACUCAUUCUUACUUGGCUUGGGAUGUUAUGGCGACGACGAAGAGGAAGAGGAGGCGGCCAUGAAAGAGGCCUUUGAGUCUAUGCAAGACUCGAUCGCGACUACUGCCGAGGAGGGUAUCAAGCUUGAGAAGAAGCUGGGCUUGCAUCUGGGUGGAUACCAGAAGCGGCAGAAGAUGCUGAAGGACAAGAUCGGCGCGGCCGCCGAGGCACUGGAAAAGGCGGACAAUGCACUCAGCGGGUUCAAGACACUCGCUAUUUCGGAAGAAGUCGCGAUCCAGCGACGUCUGGCUGCGUUGAGAGACGAGGUCGGCUUCGUCAGCACAAGAGAACGCGAGGCACAAGAGCUGUAUCGCAAGACGAAGGACGAACUCGAUGCGCUGCGGGCUAACGGGGUCAAUGGGCAUUACUGA